AUGGGAAAUUGCUGUAAUGCAAAUUAAAUGUUAGAUCGACACAACCCACAAAUUAUUUUAGUUACAGACUAAUAAAACCAUUCUCUUAAACUUGAUGGAGCUGCAACAAAAAUCUAAUCUUAUUUUAGAGGAAUGAAAGUCAGAAAAGACAUUAAAUCUAUGAAAAAUUAAUACCAUUGUAAUAAUGAACAUGCUCCAUUGACUAUGGUUGCUAAGUUAUCUAGAAUGCCUAAUUAUCUUACUGAAAAAACUAAAAAAGUAUAUGAUGAAUAAGGACCAUUUCAAGAAAUCACAGAGCCAGAUUUACCCAAAUUAGGACCAUAUGAAUAUAAUGAUUAAACUGUCUAUUAUGGUCAAUAUAAAAAUGGAUUGAAACAUGGUUAUGGUACAUAAAUAUGGAUAGAUGGAUCAAUAUAUGAAGGUUAAUGGUAAAAAAACUCUGCUCAAGGAAUAGGUAGAUUAAUACAUUGUGGUGGAGAUGUUUAUAUAGGAGAUUGGUAGAAUGAUAAAGCUAAUGGAUAUGUAAAUUAUUAUGUAUAAUAGGGGAACGUAUAUACAUGCAGAUGGUGCUAAAUAUGUAGGUUAAUGGGUAGAUGAU
This is a messenger RNA of Paramecium sonneborni, 598 nucleotides long. The record is from the annotation of a GenBank genome assembly. NCBI's taxonomy places the organism in Eukaryota, Ciliophora, Oligohymenophorea, Peniculida, Parameciidae.